This is a messenger RNA of Paralichthys olivaceus (Japanese flounder), 6978 nucleotides long. RefSeq names its product transmembrane protein 151B-like. NCBI's taxonomy places the organism in Eukaryota, Metazoa, Chordata, Actinopteri, Pleuronectiformes, Paralichthyidae. The record is from RefSeq and is a predicted model, not a curated record.
UUAACUCUUGACUUGUCAGAAUAUGGAUGUUCCCCUCUGACUGUGCCUCUCAUACAGGGGGAUGAGGGGGACACGCGCCUGUGCGUGUGCUCAGGUGAAUAGAUGGGGGUGGGGAUGUUGGUGUAUGACGUCAGCGGAGACCCAGCGCACGGUGCACCGCGUCCAAGCGAGGCUGAGAUCCCAGACAACACAACCUCGCUGUUAUUUCGUGCUUUUCUCCUCCACGUCGCACGCAAGACGCGUCUGGUGCGUCCUGCUUGAUUUGUGCAGCUGCAGCUCGUGAGCUCCGCGCCUGUGGUUGGCUCUCCCGGUGCUGUCCGUCACGCGCGCACACGUGCACAAACGCACGCUCGCAGUUCCAGAAUCACGGCGGAGGCGAGGACGGUUUGACGGGGAGCGUGACGCGGAUUUGACUUUGGGCGCUCGGGUACAUUUUACAGUCGCUUAGCCCGGUGAGGUGGAGGAUGGAGCGGGGAGGAGAGCCGCACUGAGCGCGUCUGCAGCGCGAGAGGAGACGGCUGAGGAAAGCGCGAGGUGGCACCGUUAAAGUCCGGAGUAGAUGAUGCUUGUUUGCCGCAGGCCCCGCCAUCGUGAAAUCGGAUACCGACGUGCGGCGGAUGGGGUGACCGAGCUCGCUGCUCCGCCGGGGAGGUCCCUGUCUUCGGACGGUGCCGGGAUGGGAGCUGCCUGGUUCUAGGAAGGAAGGAAGCAGUGGCAAGAGGGAAAAUGCAGACGGAGGAGGAGACGGCCACCGCAGAAGAGCCCAUUUUGGAGGAAGGGUCAGGACGAGAGCAGCAGCGACCGGUCCAACAGUCUCUGGCCUCCUCCCUGUGUCGGGAGUCCCACUGGAAGUGCCUCCUCCUGACUCUCCUCAUGUAUGGCUGCUUCGCCACACUGGCCUGGUGCGCUCUCUGCCGGGUACCCGUUCUCGGCUCCUCCUCCAUACCUUUCGGUGCAGACGAUGACGCCACCUCAGCGGCCUAUUACGACAUCCUGCACUUGGAGAGUCCGUGCUCCAGUGGCUACGUCUACAUCCCGCUGGCUUUCCUGGCCAUGCUUUAUGUAGUUUACCUGGUGGAGUGCUGGCACUGCUUCUCCAAGACGGCUAUGUUGGCUCAUGCUGAAUUCCAGGAAGUGUACGAGCGAGUGCAGAGACUCCAGCAGGCCACACCCUGUAUUUGGUGGAAGGCCAUUAGCUACCACUAUGUGAGGAGGACAAGACAGGUGACAAGAUACCGCAACGGAGAUGCGUACACAACGACACAGGUCUACCAUGAACGGGUGAACACUCACGCUUCCAGCUCGGAGUUUGACUAUGCCCGUUACGGGGUCAAAGACGUGUCCAAGCACCUGCUGGACCUGCAGAUGCACCCUGCCGUCCGCCUCCGUUUUACCAAGUGUUUCAGCUUCUCCAGUGCACGUGCUGAAGCUGCCUACCUCACCCAGCGAGCGCGCUUCUUCGGGGAGAACGAGGGCCUUGACGACUACAUGGAGGCCAGAGAGGGAAUGCACCUGAAGAACGUGGAUUUCCGCGAGCACAUCUUGGCGUUCCCGGAUCCUGCUCAUCAGCCGUGGUUUUCCAGGCACAGGGUGUUCUGGCUAGCUUCAGCUUUCCUCCUGUCGUGGCCGCUGCGGGUUGUGUCAGAAUAUCGCACAGCAUAUGUCCACUACCAUGUGGAGAAGCUGUUCGGGGAGGAUGAGGACAGUGUCGGAGGAGGAGGACCAGGUGGAGGAGGACCGGCUGGAGGUGGAAGGGGGGAUGGGACUGAGGGUGGCACUGAAAAUGGAAUCCACCCAGGAGGGAUUAGUAUUGGGAUUGGUCUAAACGGGACGAGCUACAGAGCCAUCUCUCGAGUCAACACAGUGGAUAUGACAGAACUGGAGUGGCACAUCCGCUGUAACCAACAGAUGGUCCCAAGCUACUCUGAAGCCCUCCUCAUGGACUUGGACAUAAGUGGGGGGACAAACCCCACUGUUUCUACCCCCAUCUCUGGGCCUCCGGGCACCACCCCCAACACGAUGACCAACCCGCCUCCUCUGGCUCUGCCCGUGGUAUUCAACUCCGCUUACCUCCUGCAGAGCUGUCCUCGAUGUCGGAGGACAACUUCGAGUUCCAGUCUUCCCUCCAGGCUAAGAGCCCCGAUGGGAACCACGGCCCUCCUGAACGCUACCGUGGCAGGGAUCAGGGCAGCAGGGCCAGGUGGUGGGGGCAUAGGAGGAAGGUUGGUGCUCAGUCGGAGUGGAUUCUCACUCGGGAGACUGGCAGGAGGACGCCAAAACAGCCUGUUUCAUUCAAGAAGCAUGGGGGGAGGGCUGGGAGGAAGUCGGGAAGAGGGAGGAGGAAGUGCCGGGGGCGGAGGUGGGGGAGGCGGAAGUGGUGGUGGAGGUGGAGGAUUUCUCGGAUUGGGUUCAAGACAGGACAAUGAGGAAACCAGAGGAGUCCUAGAAGGAGAAGGGGAUGACGAUGAAGAGGAGGAGCAGGAGGAGGAGGAGGGAAGGGAAGACCGGGGAAGAGGAGGCAGAGAAAGGGAUGACGACGCAGCGCAGGACAGCGGAGCGGGAGGUGAGGCGAGGGAGGGCGAGAGGGAACGUCCUCCAUCCUACCAGGACGCGUUCUUCUUUCCUGUCCUCAUUAUACAUGGAGAGGAGAGCUGCCAUGCAGGAGACGACAUGUGACGAAUAAAAAGAUCAACAAAUGGAGGGAAAGUAUCUGCAGAGGCUGAGGGAGAUGGAAGAGACUGAAAGAAAAGAAUGGAUCACACGAGAAGGGGGUGAGGGUAAAUGAGACUUGAUAGAGCCAAAGAAUGAAGGAAAUGAGAAGCAAAAGAGGUUGAAAGCAAGGAGCUGGUUUACAGAAUAUCAAGCAGUGAAACGGAAGAUAGGAAUCAGUCAUAACAAAGUGUGGAAGGUAAGAAUAGCUCUGUGACACAAAUAAUAAGGAAGGGGGGGAUAAAGUAGGAAGGAGAAGCAGAGAAGUCUCAGAUUGAGUAUACCGCUUCAGGGGAUUUGAACAGAUUUGGUGCAUACAGUAAAAAAAGGCAGGAAACAGUGAUUGAGAGGAAGAUGGAAGCUGAUAGAGAAGUGCAGGCGCAAGAUAAGAUGGAGUCCAAGAAAAUGAGUGAAGGCAGGAACAUCCUCACAUAAGUAGACUUUGCUACACAGACUGUGCGAGAGAGAGAGAGGAUGACAAAUCAGAUACUUAGAAAGAAUGGAGAGACUGAAAACAAGUCUAUUUCCAGAAAUAUCUAUGCAAGAACAGGAGAGGGAGGAGAAAAAAGUCUAAAGAUAGCAACUGGAGGGCAGUGGAGAAAGUGUAAACCAGCUGAGCACUUGUGGGUAGGUUUUCAAAAUAAACAGAGGGGGAAAGGUAGUUUGAAGGUUCAUCUUUGCUAAAAGUCAGAAUACACAGAGGCAGAGUAAUAAUAUGGAUUAUCUGAACAGACAACAAAUAAGGAGGAACCGAAUGAGAUCACAUCAAAAUGCACUGUAGGGAAGUGGCGGGAGCAAAUCCAUAGUUCGCUAUUUGCAGGGUAAAAGAGCAAAGGAGAGUAGUAUAGAAAAUGAGACACAAUACAGAGCAGAUAACACUGAAUCUAAAAUAAUUCAUGCAAACUCUAGUAAAAGAAAACAGACUUUUGAGGAACAUCCACUCAAGAGGAGGAGAAAACAAACAAAUUCAAAAUGAAAAGUUCAAAGUUUCCCGUGUAACGUUUUCAAAUAGAUUUCUCUCAGGUCUUCUAAGGUUUACUGUACAACCUCACACGACAACACCACAGCUUCAGUGCCAACAAAAGAGGAGAAAUAUCGAUUUCCUCCACGUCUCUGCAAGCCGUCAUUUAACCAUUAGCCUGCCCACCACUCUCAUUCCAUUACUGAUAUGGAGCUGAUAGGAAAAAAAAUUCCAUAGUUAGAGGAGCGACUGCUUCCUCCAGCUCCCAGCUUCCACACCUCCUCUGUUUGCUCUCCUCCAUCUCAUCACCUCUUCUGUGUUCCUUCCCUCCUCACCUCUGGCUGCACGGGAAUCCACAUAUAACAAGAGUAGAGAUGUAAUUCUCAGCAUCACUUCUAUUAUAGUUUUUUAUAAAAGCGCAACCACCUGAACAGCUUUUUUUGCAAUUAUCCUGUAAUGUGUUAGAAGUAAGGUGAGAUCCCAAAAUAGAUCGACUGCAUCUGUUGUUAACUUCCCCUCAUCCUCUCCUCCAUCACCUCCAACUCAUCCCUUUCUUCUUUUUUUUUUAAAGUGGUGGAUAUGUGAUACGCCUCUCUCUGCUACUGGAGAUGAAGCGAUCACAUUUCAUCUCCACUUCCUCCGCAUAUCACGUCUCCUCCUGGCUGAGCUCUCUCCUCUCGGAUUAGCUUUAAAAAUAAAAUACAGAUAUUUCCCACGUGAAUGAAGUUUCUGACCUUUCGCCGUUCUUUCGCAGAUUGAGAUGCGAGCAAAUUCCAUGUAUUUACACAGUUUUCAUAGAGGGGCAGAAGAUCAAGGAAAAACUGGCCUUUACAGCCACUGACUUUAGGCCGAGGGUGUGAUUUUUCAUUCAUGAUUAAAAGUCAAAUGCUAAUUAUCACCAGUUAUGCCUGUGUAGUUUAGUUACAAACAUUUGUAAUCAAAGUUAGUUCUGAGCAAUAUGGAGAAUAAAAAAUCACAAUAACCAGAAAAACCCUCCUCCAUGAUCAAUGCACUAUAUAUAACACAAUAUGUGUUGAAGCUUGAAAAACCUCUUAAUCUAAUUUAUAUCCACAUUAUUGGACUGCAUGGGAAGUAAAACCUGAGCUCAGCUGGCGUAGAAAUCUGACCUUUGAUCGCUUUGUGUUUUAAGCGUUGACGACAAAAUCGCAGAUGACAAUUUACAUGGUCAAAAUAAAACCCACAACAAGGUCACAAAGAUCCGUAACGCCCGACCGUUCGAUUGUGUCAUGCUGCUACUUCCUCCUCUUGAAGAAUCAUCUGUUACCUUAGUGACAGCGCCCUCUAUCAAACAUUGCCUCAUUGUGGAACAUGUAGCUGGCAUAGAGAUGCAUGAUGUAACUUUAUAAUCGCUAUUGUGCAGGUCCUACUAAUAACUACGUGGAAAAACAAUGGCUGCAAGAUGCAGUGCCAAAAAGCAGUGAUCCAUGCUCAGUUCAAACAAAUUUAGACAUUUUAGACUCAUCUAGACGACGGCACAGACAAUGAUCCCUAGGAUUUAACUCUGUUCUGCUUUCUUAGUUGGUCUGUUUUCAAAGAAAAUGAGCCCAGGAAGAGGAAGCCGGCAGAGACAACGCAACCAACCAUCAGUGCUUUGAUGCGUAUACUUUACAAAGCACACUAAAAAUGCUUAUAGUUCUAGAUGAACUUUUCUUAACCUUCCCGGCACUGUGCCCUUCAACGGUUUCUUCAGCCACUCUGUUGGACGUCGUUCGCGUCGCCCUCGUUCUCCUAUCUGCUUACUUCGGAAACGAAGACUGAAAAGCACACCGAAAAAAUGACGACGGAGAGUUUUCCUGAAAAUGGAGCGAAAUUGAUGCCUCAAACAUUUAAUGAUAAAGAUAAUGGACAUGAACAUGCACACAAAUAUGUAACAAGAAGCAUCCGACCUGGUUUCAGCAGUGACAGCAGGGAAUGUCCUCUCACUGAAACUUUCCAAAAAGAAGAAGUAGAGCACGAGUGCUGGCCUGGUUUGGUGUACGACACACACAAACACACUGUUCCUCAUUCUCAUGCACUGAUUCUGGCUGACGGAUCUUCAGUAGCUUUGAGGGGAGAUCGAGUUGAACUGGGCACAAGAAAACUAACGGAUGAAAUAAUAAUCAGAAGAAACGACAAACAGCAUCACGGACAAAUGUUUCACGAGUGGAGAAGUGGAAAAAGGACAGAAAUGACAAACAGCAGCUGAAGGGCAGAAAGACUUAUUGUGAGAUUAAAAGACAAUUAUUUUUACAGCUAUUAAUCAUUAUCUGAGUCUCUUGACUUAAAUGUCCCUUAACAAAAAAAGCACUAAAAAGCACUGAACACACACCUCUGUGUUAAUUUGAUUUCAUGCUCCGAUCAUGUUGCUUUCACAAUCACUUGAUUUACUCUGUUCACAUGUUGUAUUAUGGCUUGAAGGGUCCUGAUCACUAUGUAUUUUUGUUUGUCAGUAUAUUUAACUCUAAUUUAAAACCAUAUACUUUGGCUCCACAUGUUACAAAAAAAGAAAAUAUAAAUAGUAUAUAAUACAAACUCACUACUUUAAUAUCAUCUGCACACUUGAGAAGACAUGUCAGGUUAAGUGAUGUCUUAAGAUCUAAAUGCCUUUGUUAGCCUCAGACAUCUCUCAUGUCUCUCAUUAUUUUAUUUUAUUUCUUAUUUUUUGUCUGACUUCUGAAUUUCUGAAAGGUGCUUGGACCCAGUGAUUCUUGUUGGUUUAUUUACUUUUUUACUUUUAUUUUUUUUAUCUAUGUGGUCAUACUUCACUCACGUGUUGUUAGUGGCUAUAUACUUGGUGUUUUAUGAUUUCAGAGUGUGUCAAAAAGUGUGUCCUCAGCCGCUUCAGGUGUGCCAAGAGAACUUUGUGCCCAUGAUGUCUUACACAACCAACACAUGUUCGUGUGCGCUUGCAUGUUGAGCCACAGCAGUGACGCAGCCAUUAACAGCUUAUUUUAGACAAGAGCCACAUCCAGUUCCCACAACUGCCCCUUACAUGCAAUGUCUUCACGUAAAUUACACACAUGCACACAAACACUCUCUGAAAGAAUGGAACCGUCCAGCUAUUUUGCCUUUGUGUGCGACGUUGACAGCUUUUUUGCUCAGGAUUUCAUUUAAUGCUGCAUUCCUGUGUAAACACGAGCUCUGUUUUAAACUCAUUAACAUGCCAAAGAAAAAGAUUGAAAAUUAAAAAAAAAAAAAACACAUCACAGAGAAGAUGUAUGUGCUCACACAUACACACGCAUGUUGACAUGAUGGUUCCACAAAAAAUCAUAGACACUGAUCGACUGACUUGAAUCAGCAACAUACAG